AUCCGCUUUGCUCAUCCUUUCUUGUUUUUAGGACGCACAAAUUCCCCCGCAGUCGCUUUAUGCGGCGGGGGCAAUGCCCAGACGGGGGAGGGGGGCAAAAAGCAACAACUCCGCAUCACCGGUGAAAAGCGCUUCGAGCAUUUGGAAGCCGGUUGUGGGAUCUCCUUCUCGCGCGAUCCCCCCGGUCGGCCGCCAGGGGCCGCCUCGCUUCCCCGGUUCAGAGGACGCUGCUCUCCUCCCUUUCCUCUCCACGUGGUCGCAGAUGGCCGCUUCCAGAAGCUGAGCCUGGAGCCGCCGCCGCCGCUACCUGCGGGGUGAGUGGGGUGGCGGGGGAAAGGACGCCUCAGGGGGCAGCGCCAGGGGGCGAAGGGGCGGGAGGGAGCAGUUUCGGCUAGAGGAAGGAAUGGGCCGCCCGUUGCGGUGGGUGAGGCUUGGAGGAGGGGAGGCAAAAGGGAGGGCGGGGGAGAAGUUUACGGGGGGGGGGGGAAUGGGGAGAUCUCCCACCCGCCCCAGACAGCUGAUUUAUUUUUUUUAGAAAAAUGAAAAGCAGCUUGGUUACGUGUGGGGAGAAGGUGAGACAAGGACAAUAGAGACUUUUAAAAAGACUGGGAACCAUGUAUGCUGUGUUUACAGAAAGAAGUGGACUCACUAGCAGGGUUUGAGUAAACAAGUACAACCAGCAACAUAGAAAUUAAGAUGUAAAAACUGGAAACUAACAAAGGGUAAGAGGAAAUAUGAAAACAAAAAUGUUAAGAAUAUAGUAAUAUUCAAGUUGAAGAUUUCAAUAUUAAGGUAGGAUAAAACAAGCAGGGGAAGCAAACACUCAAAAGAACCAGAAAAGGAAGUUGAGGGAAGUCGGGGGGGGGUGGGUGGGUUGGGGAUUUAUAUUCUGUUUUUGAGAUAAUGUUGAUUGUGAUGAUGAAAAAAUUGUAAAAGUUAAUUUAAAACUUUUUUUAAAAAAAAGUGUGGGGAGAAGGUAGGGUGGAAACUCUGGGACUGAGCUAGCGGCUUUUGAGCCUUGGCGAGUGGGCUUGCUGGAAGGGGAAGAAGGGUCUGCCAAGGUUCAAUCCCUGGAUUCUCCUGGCAGGGUUGGGAGAAAGACCCGUGUCUGAAAUCCUGGCGGUCUGCUGCCAGUCAGUGUAGACAUUGCUGAGUUAGAUGGACCGGUGGCCUGACCACUGAUACUAUACAGUUUCCUGUGUUCUUAUGGAAGCAUCUGGCUGGUGGAGUAGAGUGACCAUCCUUAAGGAAGAGCCCUGUUGGGUCAGGCCAAGGCCCCAACUACACAAUACAUUUAUAGAAGUGUCACAUCGCUUUAAAGAGGCUUUGUUUUCUCCAAAAGAAUCAAGGGAACUGUACUUUGUUAAGGAUGCCGUGAAUUGUUAAGAGAUCCCCAACCACCUCACAGAACCAACAAUUCCUAAAGUGGUCUAUCAAUCGAUUCUUCUUCUAUUCUUCUGAGAUUCGUUGCUCUGUGAGGGGACUCUGGAUGCUAGAUAUAUUCUGUUUGUGGCCUCUCCCAGACCAUCUCCCAAGUGAUGCAAAUGAGCUAGCAUCCAGUAGGAGAAAGGUGGCUUACUCCUGAGCGCUAUAAACAGUGGGAAAUGGAAAGGUGGGGUUAUCCCCCCUUGGUAUCUUGAUGUGGCGUUUACCCUUGCCUCCAUCUUUCUCCCUCUGUCUUGACUUUUAGGCUGUGCUUUGAAGGCAUUCUGUAAAUAAAUUCAGAACUGUUUGAUUUUUGGCGUGGUCUCGAUAACCAAGCCAAAAGUUGUGGCUACCUCUGCCCUGGUUGUGAAUCCACCCUUUCUUUUGGGAAAGGAUGGCAGGGUACUUGACAGUUUAUUGCUGCAUGGCCAAAUUGCUCCAGGUUCCUUGGCAGACCAGUUUCCAAGCAAGCCCCAGCCUUCUUCAAUCUUGGAGCUGGGGAAGGAGAACCCCACAAAACCUCCAGGGCAUUAUCCAGCCACUUCUGCAUUUUCAGGUUUAAAUGGAAACCUGGAACUGGAGGGUAGCAGCAGAAUUCCCAAUGUGAGUCUGGAAAUGUGGAAGCCUGAAUCCUGUAUGUACUAACAGCAUACUCAUUCUCCAAGUCUGGAUCUUUAGGUGGCCAAAAUGGUCCUCUGGGAGGAAGGGCAAGAUAGAAAUUUAAAUAAUAACAGACAUUAACAGAUUUGGAGAAACCCCAAACAAAUUUUGGGGUGGGGGGAGGAACCCAAAGUGUGGGGAAACCUCAAAAGCAGCCCAUUGAGAGGACUGAACAUGCUUAGUGCCAUGAAAUGCUGGCUGAUUUUGGGGUGCGUAGGGACUGAAUGGCGUACCCUGGCUGGAACCCUGAACGGGAGUACUCCACGCUGCAAAACUUCAUUGCAGGUCCCAUUUAUCAGUAUAGUAAUGGUGUUUGCAAAAAAGUAGAGCUGGAGCCAAGACACACCUGGUAAGUGUCUUGGCAGGAUGAACUUGGGUAGUAGGCUGACCCCCUGCUUUCUCAGUCAUGCUUGUUUCUCAUUCUCUCUCCUUUUUCUUUAAAGCUUUGUGAAUUGCCUACUGACUGGAACGGCAUUCCCCAACCAUGGCUGAAGGAGGUGCUGGUGGGAACCAGCCACCUCGCGAACCGCCCCGCAACCUCCAGGGCUUGCUGCAGAUGGCGGUCACUGCAGGGAACGCUGAACCUGCCCCGAUGGAGCCCAUGUCUGAUGAGGUGCGUGGCUUGGCUUUUAUAGGAGGGGUGGUGGUGAGGUCAAAUGGUUGUUAGAUCUGGGGAGUGAGUUUGAGGAAGGUGCUGUCCUGCGAUCCUGGUGCGUUACAGCUAGUGUUGAUUGUGGAAGCUAAUACCAAGAUUAUCUAGCAAGGUGCAGAGCAGGUUGGAUCAGAAGCAGCCUAGGAGGUAUUAUCCAAAUAUUUUCCCUGCAUUGCCAUUACAUUACUAAGUUCCUGCAACUAAUGCCGUGAAGCUAGAAAUAAAAAUCAUACAAAUCUCAAAUAUGUAUAAUAAAUAUAUAUAUAUAUAUAUAUAUAUAUAUAUAUAUAGUAAAGGUAAAGGGACCCCUGACAGUUAGGUCGAGUCAUGACCGACUCUGGGGUUGCGGUGUUCAUCUCGCUUUAUUGGCUGAGGGAGCCGGCGUACAGCUUCUGGGUCACAUGGCCAGCAUGACUAAGCCGCUUCUGGCGAACCAGAGCAGCGCACGGAAACUCCGUUUACCUUCCCGCUGGAGCGGUACCUAUUUGUCUACUUUGUAUUUAUCAUAUUUUCAUCCAGCCCUACUUCAAAGGAUCUCAGGGUGGUCUACUGAGUUCUACCUCACUCACACACCUAUCUUAUCCCCACAACCGCCCUGCGAGGUAGGUUGGGGGGAGGGGGAGAGAUUGAGAGAGAGACCCAGGAUCACCCGGGGAAUUUCAUCAUGGCUGAACAUGGAACAUGGGAUUUCUGAGUUCUGAAUCCAGCACACUGUCCAUUGCACCACACUGGCUCUCAUGCUGCCACAUGCUGUUGCUUUAAGUAGGAUAGGUACAGGGACCCCUGACCAUUAGGUUCAGUCAUGGCUGACUCUGGGGUUGCGGCGCUCAUCUCGCUUUAUUGGCCGAGAUGGUACAGCUUCUGGGUCAUGUGGCCAGCAUGACUAAGCCGCUUCUGGUGAACCAGAGCAGCGCACAGAAACACCGUUCACCGGUACCUAUUUAUCUACUUGCACUUUGACGUGCUUUCAAACUGCUAGGUGGGCAGGAGCAGGGACCGAGCAAUGGGAGCUCACCCCGUCGUGGGGAUUCGAACCGCCGACCUUCUGAUCGGCAAGUCCUAGGCUCUGUGGUUUAACCCACAGCGCCCCCCGCAUCCCUAUAUAUAUAAUAUAUAUAAUUUGCAAAAAGUGUUUGUGUAUUCAUACAUAGACACACUGUCCAUUCCUGGCCUUAACCAUUGCACCAUGCAACAUGGAAUUAGCUUGGGGCUAGGAAAAAAAGAUCUCAAGCUGGCCAGCUCCUGGCCUCUAACAGCAGCGCUUAGCAUUCACAAAUCACCAGCUGACGUUUGGAGGGGCAUGGAGAUAAGACAGCAUUGCCUGCCUGUCAAAGCGCUGUUGAAACCAGUUUGAGGAACCAGGAGCCCUCUCGGCUAUUGCUGUAUGACAGCUUCCAACAUCUGUGCCCAUUGGCUAUGCCAGCUGGGGCUGAUGGGAAUUGGAGUCCAUCAAUGUCUGGAGGGUCACAGGGUCACUGUAGAGAUACAGUUUGGCUCCUGUCUAAAGUUGGCAGCUCCAAGAGGAGUUGACGACAGCGGCGAGGACCCAAAAGCCAAUUUUCUAAGCACAACUUCCCCUAACUCAGCGGUGUAUGCAAGGAACUAGACUGGCAGGUGCUGAAAAGCAAGACUCUUCUAGGAGAGAGGUGGUGUCUAAUAUGGGGUCUAGGAGAUAAAAUUUAGGUUAUUUCUGGGGGAAGGAGUGAGCUUUUGGCAGGAAGAGGAAGGACACGUGUGUAUGAAAUUCCCAAUAUGUUUCCUUUUCAUUCACCUCUGUUCCCUAUGCCACUCUGCAGCGGAGACAGUGGCUGCAGGAGGCGAUGGUCGAGGCCUUCCGGGGGCAAGUGGACGAGGUGGAACAGAUGAAGGAAUGUCUGAGGCUGCUGGAGCCACCAACCCCCGGAGCAGAACGUGGAGGGGAGAGUUCAGAGGAAGCACAUUCAGACCUUGAGAACAGAGAAGGUGCCUUGGACCUUCUGGCAGAGCUGUGUGAAAACUUGGACAAUGCUGCAGGUAUAGAAAAGGCCCCAUUCCUCUGUAUGUGUGCAAGGGAGAAAGAGAGUGUGCAAGAGAGUGGGGAAGAGGGUGCCUUGAGUAAUUUGGCGUGGAAACACUAGGAAAUUGAGAUUCAUCUAAGAUCCAAGAAGUGAGAAAUGUCCUUAUGAGCAUAUUAGAGGUGGCAAGAUUAUUCUCUUAAUUUCCAAGGCUCUUAACAACUUGGGUCCAGGUGACAUUAAGGAUUUGAUUCACUGAGGGCUUCAGGAGGGUCACUGUUUGAGGGUCCCUCAUGGCUGGGAUGCCAGAAACCAUGCAUUAAUAUUGCAGGCCUCAAUCUGUGGAGAGUCAGCUGAGAUCAGACAGGCCUCUUCUUCCUUGACUAUCCAGCACCCGGCAAAUAUCUUUUUAUUUCAGCAGGGCUUUUAAGUAAACAUUCUGAUUUUUUAAAUAUAAACAGAUUUUAUCUUUACUUUAUCUUUCUAAACUCUUACUGUACACUGCCUAGAGAUUAAUAAUAAUAAUAAUAUUUAUACCCUUUCCAUCUGGCUGUGCUUCCCCAGUCACCCUGGGUGGCUUCCAGCAAAAUACAAAAGCGUAAUAAAACGCAAAACAUGAAAAAUUCCUGAUACAGGGCUGCCUUUAGAUGUCUUCUAAAAGUUGUAUAGUUCUUUAUCUCCUUGUCAUCUGAUGGGAGGGCGUCCCACAGGGAGGGCACCACUAUUUAUGAUUAUGGUGUUAAGCGGUAUAUAUAAAUGGUUGAAAGAAAUAAAAUUAAAGAGUAAAUUUCACCCAGCGGUUCCUAAUGUGGUGGGUGUUCUACACAGAAAACCCAAGAUUAUACGGUGGAAAGUAGUUACCCUUUGUAACCCCAGUGAGUCACAGCUAAGUCAUAGUGCUGGGUGGGUGGGUUUGCAAGAUAUCCUACCAUUCUGUUGGGCUGCCUGCUUUCCGUUGACCCCUUUGCUGUCCUUCCAGACUUCUGCAAACUGGAGGGCAUGCGGCUGUUAGCACACCGGUACCUGGAGCACGAGGAGCAGGAGCUGCGUUGGCGGGCUGCUCACCUGGUGGGCACCUGUGCCCAGAACGUGCCCAAGGUGCAGGAGCAGGCCCUAGCGCUGGGCUGCAUGAGGAAGCUGCUGAAGCUGCUGGACCACGAUCCCAGCGAGGCCGUCCGGAUCAAGGCGCUGUUUGCCAUCUCCUGUAAGUGCGGGGAUGUUCUGACCUGUUGGAAAGGGUGAAUUGAUUAGUCCUGCAGCAAUACAACUGCCUGCAUUUUCUGUUCAGCUGAGUAAACUGUGGUUUGAAUUUUCCAUUCAGGGUAAACCGUGGUUUGAGUGACCAAGCAUUGAGGUGGGAGGAUUAAAUGCACACUCCCCUCAAAUGGUUCGUCUGGUCAGAUACAGGACCCUCCCACCCCAUAUGAUAGCUUUCCCCUUGGGAAAGACAAAUGCAGUUUGUCCAUCUCACUUCUGAUCCAGCCGUCUGAGAUAGCAAAGCCCUUACAUUAGCAAUGUGCUCAGCGUUUUAUUAUGUUACCAGAUAAAUGAGCCAAAGCAGCGGAGGGAAGCUCUGGCCCUUCAGACUACAGUUCCCAUCAGUCCUCACUGUUGGCCAUGCUGUCUGUGGCUCAUGGGAGAUGGAGUCAGGGGGACAAGGAGGCAGCUUCCUCACCUCUGAGUCAAGCCACCAUUUCAGGCUUGGGAGCUUAGUGAGCUGAGGGUUUCCCCACAUGUGAAUGGAAAUCAUAUUAAUGGGGCCUCACCGACUUUUGUGAACUGCAUUUUGCUAAUGAACCCAAUCUCUCUCUCUCUCUCUCUCUCUCUCUCUCUCUCUCUCUCUCUCUCUCUCCCCUUCUCUCUGCCCCUUGUUGCAUUGCCAGGUUUGGUAAGAGCCCAGGAAGCGGGCCUUCAGCAGUUCCUACGUCUUGAUGGCUUCUCAGUCCUCAUGAGGGCCAUGCAAAGCAAUGUGCAGAAGCUGAAGGUGAAAUCUGCCUUUCUCCUACAGAACCUCCUCAUAAACCACCCAGAGCAGAAAGGUAAUAAUAUAAUACAAUCAUAUAAUCAUAAUUCAUUAUUUAUACCCCACCCAUCUGGCUGGGUUUCCCUAGCCACUCUGAGCGGCUUACAGCAUUUCUAAAAACAUAAUAAAAACAUCAAGCAUUAAAAACCUCCCAAUACAGGACUGCCUUCAGAUGUCUUCUAAAAGUCAGAUAGUUGUUUAUUUCCUUGACAUCUGAUGGGAGGGCGUUCCACAGGGCGGGCGCCACUACCGAGAAGGCCCUCUGCCUGGUUCCCUGUAACCUUACUUCUCGCAGGGAACUGCCAGAAGGCCCUCCGCGCUGGACCUCAGUGUCCGGGCUGAACGAUGGCAGUGGAGACACUCCUUCAGGUAUACUGGGCCGAGGCCAUUUAGGGCUUUAAAGGUCAGCACCAACACUUUUAAUUGUGCUUGGAAACGUCAUGAGGAGGACUUUAGAAGGAUGCCUUGAAGAGCUGUUCCUUGGUUUGUGAACUUGUUGUGGCUGCAUGCAGUGGACGUGGCCAUCUCCCACCAAUCCUGGGCUGUCCCCAAAGUAGGCCUUCAUCAAGCCCAAUUGGCUGAAGGAGGCUGACAAUGAUGCAUUUCAGAAGCCCCACAUUGGCGGGGACUGUGCUGCUGCCCAGCUAGGUGGUAUGGCGUCAGCAUGUUCCUGCAAGGAGACGUAUCUCUCCUCAGCUUUUCCACCCCUUUCUCUCCACAGAGGCUCUCUGUUCCAUGGGGAUGGUCCAGCAGCUGGUGGCCCUGAUCCGGUCUGAACACAGCACUUUCCAUGAACACGUCUUGGGAGCCUUGUGCAGGUAUUGAGGGGACUGGGCUGCAGAGAAUGAGAGCCAGGAUCUGGGGGGAUCUCUGACUGAUCUAUUGAGGGCUACUGGCAUGCUUGGCUGAGUUAUUUGGGGAGGAGAGCUUUGUUUCUUGUUUCUUGUUGUAGGCCAGAGGUAUGAAGUGAGUUGGGGACACGGGUGGCGCUGUGGGUAAAACCUCAGCGCCUAGGACUUGCCGAUCGCAUGGUCGGUGGUUCGAAUCCCCGCGGCGGGGUGCGCUCCCGUCGUUUGGUCCCAGCGCCUGCCAACCUAGCAGUUCGAAAGCACCCUCGGGCGCAAGUAGAUAAAUAGGUACUGCUUUAUAGCGGGAAGGUAAACGGCGUUUCCGUGUGCUGCGCUGGUGCUGGCUCGCCAGAGCAGCUUCAUCACGCUGGUCACGUGACCCGGAAAUGUCUCCGGACAGCGCUGGCUCCCGGCCUAUAGAGUGAGAUGAGCACACAACCCUAGAGUUUGUCAAGACUGGCCCGUACGGGCAGGGGUACCUUUACCUUUAUGAAGUGAGUUAUACAAGCCUGAGCGUUCUCCAGUCUAGUUCUUAUCGAGGGUGUGGACGUGAGCUUAGGCUGAACUGCUUCAGACUACAGGACUUUCCCUGUCACUCCUUCUGUUGGCGGACUCAAAAACAGUGCGUGCCGGCAGCGGCACAGCCAAAAGUGAGUCUACUAAGAAACAAGUGGGGAAGCAUCAGCAUGCUGGGGGAAGCAUGUGAGAUUUGCAGAAAUUAAAAGAGGAAAACCUUUGAAGAAAUGAAACUUAAUAGGGCAAAGAAACAGCAACAGAACAGUCCAAUCAGGAAAGAGCAUGCUCAGUAGCUAUGAGAUGUUGGGUGUCACUUGGAAAGGAAAAGUGUGGGGGAUGAAAUGGAGUGGCCUGAUGGAGGGGCUGGCAGGCAGGCAGGCAGGAUAUGUGAAGAGGAAACCACAACAUUCACAGGUCUCACUUGCUCAUCUCUAAUCUCCCAUUCCUUCCCUUUCAAGCCUGGUAACAGAUUUUCCUCAGGGUGUGCAGGAGUGUCAAGAGCCGGAUUUGGCCCUCGAGGAGCUCUUAAAGGAGCGGUGCCAGCUACUGAAGGAUCAGGAGGAGUUCCAGGUAGGCAGAAAUAAAUGGGUUCCUUUCCCUCCCUUCCCACCAAUCUGUGGAAUGAACUUGGUGCGAAUGUCUGGACUGCCACUGAGUUUUUCCAACGGCGAAACUUUCGUGGAGUGAAGAAGGGCAGGGCUGAGCAUGAUAGCCGUAUCAAGCUUUAUUCUCCCAACAUUGGUUAGGAACCUCCAGCCAAAGGCUCUGAUCAGGCCUGGCAGGAAUCCUAAUUUGGCCCACAAGGCUGUUUCUCCACAGACAACCACCAGAUGUGGGUCAGGUACGGACACGGCUGCAGAAACGGGAGCUUAAAAUCGUACUCCUGAUUGUUUCUUGGCAAACGGACCUUGCUGAUCAGCACUGACAGACAGCCACUUUGGAGUUUUAUCCAUACACAGGUGUGGCCACAAUUCAAAAAGUGCCUGCAAACUGACAUUUUCCCUCUGCAAACUGUCUUCCUGGUCUGCAUAAGAAAAACGUCGGUUUGUAGGCAUCCAAACCACACCUGCAAAUAGGUGGGAGGUGGGAGCCAGCACCCGUUGAAGUUGUCACCUGCCAUAAUAACGACAGGUGAGUGAUAAGUAAGCAAUUGCCCGUGAGGGGUGAGGAUUUGGCCCGCAAGCCAAAUCCAGGCCCUCAUCCUGACUGCAGUAAUGUCGGCCGGAGCAUUUACUUUAAAGCGGGUGGGGAAGGAAGGCUGAGAAUGGAAAAGCCAGCGUUUCGCAAAGUGAAAUUCCACAACAGCCUGGAAUUAUGAAACCCUAUGCUAGGGGUCAGCAACCUUUUCCAGCCAUGGGCCAGUCCACCGUCCCUCAGACCAUGUGGUGGGCCGGACUAUAUGGGGGGGGGGGGACGGAACAAAUUCCUAUGCCCCACAAAUAACCCAGGGAUGCAUUUUAAAUAAAAGGACACAUUCUACUCCUGUAAAAACACACUGAUUCCCAGACCGUCCGCAGGCCAGAUUGAGAAGGCGAUUGGGCCGGAUCCGGCCCCUGGGCCUUCGUUUGCCUACCCCUGCCCUAUGCAUUUUCGCCGCCUCCUUGCCUAGGUGGCAGCGUGUUGCUCUCUUCGCUUUACUUUGCUGGGCACUAGAGGGCACUAGGCAUUUUUUUAAAAGGCCAACUUUCUGAAGCUUGCAGUGCGGCUAUUCCCAUUUAAGUGCAUUUCUGGAGACGGUUUGCAGCACGGAGAGCUAAUAAUAAUAAAAAUUUAUUAUUUAUACCCUGCCCAUCAGGGUGGGUUUCCCCAGCUUUACCCACCUAAUAGUAGCACAAUGCAGAAACAGCUUAAGAAGGAAGUUUGGGGUUCUCCGCCGCUCGGGGCCCCAGAAUCCAGCCAUCGCUGUCCCAACCCAUCUGCGAGAGAGUAAGCCAACUGAGGCUGGCCCUGUGAUAUAUAGGAGGCAUGUUUGCUCCCAGCCCCACCCCCCCAGUGGUGAGAUGAAGAAGCAGCCUCCUAUUGCUGGAGAGGCAGAUUUCUUUAGAGGUUGGGGUAAAGUCCCAUUACUGUUCAUUUCUGUUCUUUCUGGUACUAAAUCAGCCUCGUGUUUAAUAACCCAGCCAGGUGGGUGGGGUAUAAAUAAUAAAAUCAUUGUUUUUUUAAAUCAUUGUUUUUAUUAAUAUUAGCUCUAGCACUGUAGCCAGAAGAAUUUACUUGCUUAUUUUGUUUAUUUUUAUCAGCUUGCCCAGUGCCCAAGAAGCAGUUUACAACACCUCCAUAAAGCAGCAUUAAAGCGCUUGACAUCUGACAGUGACACACAGAAAUGGGUGCUUGAGCUACACAUCAGAAAAGGCCUCUGUAAGGAGGGUCUUAAGGAAGUGUGGUUGCACAGUAGCAAAAAGCAAGGCGUUCCAUAACUGAAGAACAGACACACAGUCUUUUCCUUUUAAAAGUUUUAUUUUUAUUUUCAAAGUUUCAAAAAGAAAAAACAGUUUUUUACACACAUUUUCACAAAACCAUAGUCCAUGUCAGUACCUUUAUGGGGUUCCCUUCACCCCUCUCUUGGCUUCCAAAAUUCAUCUUCCUUUUUUAACUGCAUCUAAUUACAUUUAUCCAAAUUAUUAUACUUCAUUUUUAUCCUUUGUUAUUUUAAAUUACAAGUGCUAUGUCAAUCCUGCUAACAUUUUUAGAUUUUUUACAGUGUUCUUUAAUAUAUUCUAUAAAGUUAUGCCAUUCUCUAUUAAAUUUGUUAUCUUCUUGGUGCCUGAUCUUCCCAGUCAGCCUUGCCAUCUUCAUAGUCCAUCAUCUUCGUUAUCCAUUCUUCCUUCGAUGGGGCUCUUUCUUCUUCCCAUCUCUGGGCAUAUAAUAUUCUUGCCGCUGUCGUCGCAUACAUAAACAGUACUUUCUUACCCUUCAGUAAUUCUUCUGUUAUACCUAAUAAAAAGGCCUCUGGGUUUUUUAAAUAAAAGUUAUUUUAAACAUUUUUUUCAGUUCAUUAUAAAUCAUUUCCCAGAAGGCCUUGGCUGUUUUUACAAGUCCGCAACAUAUGGUGAAAUGUACCUCCUUUAACUUUACACUUCCAACAUACCAUAUUUUUCGCCCCAUAGGGUGCACCUAGUUUUUUUUGGGGGGGGGGAAUAAAGGGGAAAAAAAUAUUUCCCCCCCCAGGCGCGGGGGAAGCCCGAGCUUCCCCCAACCCCAGCCCCGAGAACAGCCUGCUAUCCGCAAGCCUAGGGAGCCCGGCGGGAAGUCGCGCCGGUCUCCCCAGGCUUGCGGAGAGCUGCGCGAAGCCCAGACGCGCUCUUCAGCGGAAGAUGCAUGAAGCCCAGGAAUGCAGGUAGCUCUGCGCAGCCCUCGGGAGCCCGGCGCGACUUCCGAGGGUUGCGCAGAGCUUCCUGAAGCCUGGAGAGCAAGAGGGGUUGGUGCGCACCGACCCCUCUCACUCUCCAGGCUUCAGCGAAAGCCUGCAUUCGCCCCGUAGGACGCACACACAUUUCCCCUCCAUUUUGGGAGGGGAAAAAGUGCAUCCUAUAGGGCGAAAAAUACGGUAUGUUGGUUGUGUUCUUAUACAUUUUCACUAGUCUUGUAGGAGUCAAAUACCAUCUAUACAUCAUUUUCAUAUAAUUCUCUUUUAACGUACAGCAAGCACACACUCUUUUCCAAUGCAAGUAGUAUGGAACUUUUACCAUAGAGAUACCAAGGAUAGAGUGACCUCACUUGGCCCUCAUUGAGAAUCGCGGAUGGAUGGUGGCUUUCUAUUUGAAUACAGGCUGCACAUGGAAGACUCUAGGCUGUCUCUGAGGUUUUCUGUCUGCUGCUCAAGGAAGUGGGGGGUGGGUAACUUGAGUUGGCUUCCUCGCCACGGAUCCUGGAACCGUGCCAUUCAUUUCCGAGUGCGGUUGUGUCACAACGCCAUCUCCCCACCCCCACCCCAAGUGCUCUUCUUUAGCUUGAUUUGAGGGUGGGGGUCGGACGGACAUGUUGCUUCUGUUUCGUGUCGUCUUGUGUUUAUUCUCAACAGACAAGUUCCCACCCCUGCUGUUAGCCAGCGACAGUUUUCCCUGAACGUAGCAAUUAGGCUGUGCCGAGCUUGAUAAUUAAACAAUUGGCAUAAUGGAGUAAGUGUUGGGGAUGGGGAACAACCUCACUGUGCCAUUAAAUUCUUUUUAAAAUAAUAAUAAAAAAAAUUCCUAACACGUCCCUCCCCUUCUCCCUGUUCAGCUCCAAAAAAAAUCUCCAUGUUGAGGUGAGAAAGCUUUGAGACUGAGAACACAUUCCUAUCCACAGGAAGCUGUGUGGGCUGUAGUUUCAAGCCAAGGAAGGUGGUUUUGGUGGCCCAUAAGCAAGGCUGAGCAGAAGCCGCAAUAAGCCCUGUUAAUUGUAGGCAGGACGGUCAUCAUACAUCAUUUUAUUUGCAUGCCGCCUUUCAGUAGUUAAGGCCUUGCUCAAGGCGGCUUACGUUGCGAACAAAUUCUCUAAAAUAGUCAUAAACAAUAAAACCCUUCAAAAAGUACACAACCAAAUGGAACAACUUCCACGUUAAAUCAUAAGAUCUAAAAAAUAAAGAUACAAAAAAAUUCAGUAACAGCAACAAAGGACCCCAAUGGAAAAAACAUCAACCCUAAACAAUACCCCAACCCAAGAGUUUGUUCUGCAGCCUCAACUUUUGCAGCUGGAGUCAGUCCAGGUCCUGCCUUCCCAGGCCAGGUGGAAAGUGGCCUGCAAGGCAAAGGAGCAGGUUUUCCAGGACUCACAUCAAAGAUCGUCCAGCUCCUAUUUAGCCAUACCAUUUCAGACUGGGGGUAGGGCUGUGUGUGUUGCCUAUUGGAAUAGUCCCUUAUAAAAUAAGAUGCGGGGGGGGGGGGGAGUAAAAAAAUUCACCCUGCACUUGGCAUUUAUUUACUUAUUUAUAUGUUGGCUGUGUUUAUUUCCUGCCUUUCUUUUCCAAUGAGUUCAAGAUGUGGUGGUUCUACUGCCUUCCAUUUCAUCUUCUCAACAGCCCUGUGGUGUUGGUUAGGCUGAGAAAAAUUGACUAGCCCGAGGUCACCCAGUGAGCUUCAUGGCUGAGUGGGCAUUUGGACGCCUCGGUCUCUAGGUCCUUGUCCGACACUCUAACCCAGCGGUAGGCAACCUAAGGCCCAUGGGCCACAGGCAGCCCACGGGGGUCAUUUAACCGGCUCACGGCCGCCCCCAAACCGAGCUGCUCGUUCGGGGAGCCCCUGUGCGCUAUGCUAAACUGCUGUGGGGAGUCACUUCCGCAGCACCCGAAAUUGUGUCCACACAGACACAGACACCAGAAAUCGCGGGCGCGCGUGCUCAAGUGCACACACAAUCCGGCCCACGGAGGGAUCUCCGCUGGAGUGAACCAGCCCAGGCGAGGUAAACCUUGCCGACCCCUGCAGUCUAACCACUACACCACACUGUUAAGGAGAAAGCCAGCUGUGUCGUGAUUUCAUUGCCACCACACGCUUUAUUUGCGGUUGGUCAGACUUUCCACUGCCCGCCCAAGUUCAAGGCAAACACUUAAAGAACCGAAAGCCCGUUAAAGAAGGAGCAGAGCUUGCCUCUCUUCCCUUCCUUUAUUUUUUAUUUCAUUUUGUUUUUAAAGGAGGAGCUGGAUUUCUGUGAGGCCCUGCUGCGCCUUUGCUUCCACGGUCAGCCUGAUGAUAACAGCAUGGACCGGUAACUUGGCUUCCCAGAAGAACCCUUGACGCUGUUGGAUGUUCAUGCUUGCACUUGGAAGCUGUCUCAGUUGGAGAGGCUUGGUGGAAACGCCCGUGUUUAUCCUCCCUUUCACUGAUCCGGCAACAGGCUCCAGUAACAGAAGAUCUCUCUGAAACGAGAUACAUGGCUUGUCAAGCCUCACGAUCAGCAGGAAGACACUUUCAUAAGCCGUUGCUGCGUAACUUCCUCUCCGUAGUUCUGCAGAAGCAUUCAUCUGCUAAUCUACCUUCCCAGCCACACCCAGGCAGUUCUACCUUCAUUAGCCAUAGUUUUGAGAUGGCUCUUGAGAUCUCCUUUUUAAUUGAGGGAAAACUAAUCCCAUUUCCUGUUCUCCGCUGCUUGUUAUUAGGGAAAAGAUGCUUAGUCAGGCGAGAAGGCUUGAGUGCCUUUUGGAAAGUAGAUGAUCAAGAAUUGCCUUCUUACUUCCGCAGCGUAUGGGAACUGGCUAUUCUACAAACCUACUCUGGGUUGCAUAUUUGGGGAGCAUUCGUUCAAAAGGGGCGGUGGUUUUGGUGUAUCUGGCUGCAAAGGACCUGUAACUCUACCCAUUUUUUAAAAGUUGCUGAUAAAGAUGGGAAAAGCUUGUCCCAGCUGAAGAAUUUCUCGGGGGUGAUUGUGGGGGGAGCUUUAAAAAAAAUGCUUGUGACAACUCGAAAUGUAUUGCAAACAGCUUGAAUCUCCCACAACUUUGCUUUGCUGUUGCUGUGUUCACUAUUCAGCAUUUUUUUAUUUAAAAAAAAACAACCAAGUUUCUGUUUCGGGUGCUAAGACUGUCACGUUUUUGUUUUUCCUACUAGCAAAUGCCUUUAAAAAGUUGAAAAUGAUGUCUCCAUUUCAAAAAAGAAGAAAAGGUGGCAGAUCUUUCAGUUUAGGGGUUAACAACAAGAAGCCCCUUACUCAGAAUUGGCCUUCUGAAUAUCACCAGCUUGUUCCCCACCUCCAGCUGUAAUCACAGGAGCAGGAAAGAUACUGUAUUGGCCUCAAUAUGAGCCACCCCAAAUAUUGGCUGCACCCCUAAAAUGCAAUAUAUUAAGUCACAGCUUCUCAUAAGAGAAUAAUAUUAUAGGCUGCACUCUGGUUUUUAAUACCAGCAGGUAGGGGAAGCAUAGCCUAAAUAAAUACACCACUAGUACAGCAUGUACGUAGAUGGGAUACAGGAGUGGGAAAGCUUAGCAGUCUUACUUUAUAAAUGGGGAAGGAACUAACCUACCAUUCUCCUUAAAGCUGCCCUCCCACAAAGCUAGGUACCAACUAGGUUCUUGCGAGUGACAGGAUUAUGAAGAGCUGCAAAAGAGUGGCCAGGAUCCAAAGGGUGUCCUCAGUGUCUUUCCCCCAUUAUUAUUUGCAAUGCUAGUUGGUUGUGCCAUGUCACAAAUAGCUUACAGGACUCUCCUUGUCUCCUCAGUUGUCAGGCAACUGUGAUAGCUCAAGUCAGUAGAGCACGAGACGUUUAAUCUCAGGGUCCCAUGUUGGGCAAAAGAUUCCUGUACCAAGCGGGUUUGACUAGGUGACUCUUAUGGUCCCUUCUAACUCUACAAUUCUAUUAUUCUAAGAUUACACGGGAGCGGGCUGUAAUCCACAUAACUAGUCCCCGGCAUAUCCAGGUAGGGCUGAGAAAGAUCCCUGCCUGAAAUCUAUAAGUAGAUGGGUCAGAUGGUCUGACUUGAUAUAAGGCAGCUCCCUACUUCCUAAUUUCUAACAGAGCAAUGUGCUUACUUCCACAUCAGUCCUCUGAAAAAGUACAUGGUUAGCAUUUUACAAAGGGCAGACUGAGAAUGGGGGCAGGUAUAAGCCUAGCCACACUUACCAAACCUAUGGCUAAAAUGGCACUUGAGCUCUGGGCUGAGUUUGAAACUGGGCUGAUAUAAGAUAAAUGUGGUGUAUUAAUUUAUUUGAACACAUCUUUACUUUGAAAUCAGUCCCAUGGAUUUGUACUUCAAAGUGGUAUCAUAUACGCAAUGUCCACAUGCUAUUAUUAUUUAGUUAGGUUGCUAGUGGUUUAAUACAAAAUAAAAAAGUCUACAAGUGACGUUAAGAGGCGUAGCAUUAUAAACAGGUGAUGAUGAUACAUUAAGAUAAACCCUUGCAAAACUCAUUAAAGAGAUCCAGCUGUGAUCCUAUGUACUGAGAGC
This is a messenger RNA of Podarcis lilfordi (Lilford's wall lizard), 15974 nucleotides long. Lineage: Eukaryota; Metazoa; Chordata; Lepidosauria; Squamata; Lacertidae. The record is from the annotation of a GenBank genome assembly.